Molecule: messenger RNA, 2424 nt
Organism: Aspergillus mulundensis
Lineage: Eukaryota; Fungi; Ascomycota; Eurotiomycetes; Eurotiales; Aspergillaceae
Product: glycoside hydrolase family 95 protein
Exons: 3
Coding region: 1-2424 (807 amino acids)
Biological process (GO): carbohydrate metabolic process
Molecular function (GO): alpha-L-fucosidase activity
Source: RefSeq, a predicted model, not a curated record
AUGAGAGCUACUCAUUUGCCUCGCGUCGCAGCCUUUCUCCUAUCAUUACCGUCAACCCUGGCCAUUCCCGACCUCUCUGCAUCCCGCCACCUAUGGUACAAAUCUCCUGCUCCAGCAUCAGACUGGGAGAACGGUGCCUUACCAAUCGGAAAUGGCCGCCUCGCAGCGACGGUUUACGGCGGGGUGGGCAUUGAAGUCGUCACAAUAAACGAGAACACGAUCUGGUCGGGGCCGCUGCAAGAGCGCACACCAGGGAACGCGCUGUCCGCAUUACCGGUUGCCAGAGAGCUGUUGCUGAAUGGGAGUAUCACCGAAGCAGGCAACUUUAUCCAAAGGGAGAUGAUGCAUGAGAUCGAAAGUAUGCGGGCGUACAGUUACUUUGGGAAUUUCGAGAUUGAACUUGGACAUGGUGAGGAAGAGGUUGAGGAAUAUACAAGGUGGUUGGACACCAGGAGGGGCGAUGCAGGCGUUGAAUAUGUUGUUGACGGGGUCAAGUACACACGGGAAUAUAUAGCGAGCUAUCCGGCUGGGGUUCUUGCUGCACGGUUCACCUCCAGCGAAGAGGGUGCUCUGACCCUGAAUGCCACCUUUUCUCGUGCGUCGGACGUGACCUCACUGGAGGCUUCUGCGUUGGAUGAUACACCGUGGAUCAGGCUGAGUGGAACGAGUGGUCAGCCUGUUGAGGAGGGUCCCAUUGUCUUCAGCGGGCAGGCCAGCUUCGUGGCUGAAGGAGCCAACUUUGCUGCCAGCAACGGCACCCUUACAAUCACGAAUGCCACGACAAUCGAUAUCUUCUUCGACGCAGAGACGAACUACCGCCACGCCGAUGAGGACGCGAUUGAUGCAGAGAUCACUCGCAAGGUUUCCAACGCCCUCGACAAGGGUUAUGAGAGGAUCAGAGACGAGGCACUCGCCGACUCAUCGUCCUUCCUCGACCGCGCCUCAAUCUCUUUGGGUAACUCAACAGACGAAACCCGCGACCUCCCCACGGACGAACGAAUUGCACUGGUCCGCUCAGCUGCAGGACUAGUUGAGGACCACGAACUCGCCACAUUGGCAUGGAACUACGGCCGACAUCUCCUUGUCGCCUCGUCCCGAAACACUGAUGCGGAUAUCGAUCUUCCGGCAAACCUGCAGGGAAUCUGGAACAACGAGACUACUGCCGCCUGGGGAGGAAAGUACACGAUCAACAUCAAUACGGAAAUGAACUACUGGUCCGCGGGUCCCACAAACCUCAUCGAGACACAAGAGCCGCUUUUCGAUUUGUUUAAAGUUGCGUACCCACGCGCAGAAAAGCUCGCAAAGGACAUGUACAACUGCAGCGGUAUAGUCAUCCACCACAAUCUGGAUCUAUGGGGUGAUCCAGCUCCGGUCGACAACUACACCUCAUCAAGCAUGUGGCCGAUGGGCGCUGCGUGGCUGGCAACGCACUUAUUCGACCAGUACCAGUUCACCGGCGACAAGGAGCUUCUCGCUGACACAAUCUACCCGCAUCUCGUCGAAGUGACAAAGUUCUACCAGUGCUACACGUUCGAGCACGAAGGGUACAAAGUCACCGGCCCCUCCGUCUCGCCCGAAAACACAUUCGUGAUCCCGGACAACUGGACCGUCGCCGGAAACACAGCCGCAAUGGACAUCGCCAUCCCCAUGGACGACCAGAUCAUCUGGGAAGUAGUCAACAACCUGCUCGCCGCAGCAUCGGAGCUCGGUCUCCCCGAAGACGACGAAACCGUCUCAGCCGCGCGAUACUUUCUAUCCCAAAUCCACCCACCCCGCAUCGGCGCCGCAGGCCAGAUCCAAGAAUGGCGAUUUGACUACGAGAUGUCUGCCCCGGGCCACCGCCACCUCUCACCCCUCUUCGGUCUGCAUCCCGGAAGCCAGUUCUCGCCACUGGUGAACAGCACUCUUAGCACGGCGGCAGAAGUCCUCCUUGACGACCGUCUGAGUCACGGCUCCGGAAGCACGGGGUGGAGUAACGCGUGGUUCAUCAACCAGUAUGCGCGAUUGUACCGGGGUGAAGACGUCUGGGCGCAGAUUGAGAAGUGGUUCACCCUUUACCCGACGAAUAACCUGUGGAACACGGAUGACGGGGCGACGUUCCAGAUUGAUGGGAACUUUGGGCUCACGAGUGGGAUUACGGAGAUUGUGCUGCAGAGUCAUGCGGGGGUUGUGCAUAUUCUGCCUGCGUUGCCGGGCGAGAGUGUCCCGCAGGGUUCGGCGAGGGGGUUGAGGGCCAGAGGGGGGUUCGAGGUUGAUGUUGAGUGGGAGGGUGGACGGUUAAAGAAUGCGGUUGUGAAGUCGCUCCGUGGUGGGCUUUUGAAGCUCAGGGUGCAGAAUGGAGAGGAAUUUUAUGUUGAUGGGGAGAAGUAUGAAGAGGCUUUGGAGACUGAGGAGGGAGGGGUGUAUGUCCUCACGCUGGGGUGA